AUGUGUCCGUUGAUAUAUUUUAUAUUUAUAUUAUUACCAUGUCUUUUUUUCUGUGAAGACUGUGUGCUGGAUAAUUCAUCAAGAGAUUCUUCAUUUGAAUACCAACUGGUCAAAGAUUUACUGUGCAAUUUCAAUACUAAUUUGCCACCAAAAACCAACAACUCCAAACCUAUAGUAGUAGGUGUGAAAUUUUAUCCAAAAACAGCAAAAUUUUCAGAUGAUGAGGAAUUAUUUAACAUAUACAGCUGGGUUGUGUUAAUCUGGAACGAUGAAAGAUUAAGUUGGGACCCAGCGAAAUACGGAAAUUUAGCAAAGACCGAAAUAAUGAGCUACAAGAUUUGGACCCCCGGUCUUAGACUCUUUAAUACAGCUGACACCACUGACUACGACUUUCUCUAUACGUUGUGUCGAGUAAGAUACACUGGUAAGGUGAUCUGUUACCCGAAAUUACUUUACCAAACCUUCUGCAGCACUGAUUUGCAAAACUGGCCAUACGAUACUCAAAGCUGUACCUUCCGUUUCGGCGAGUGGAUCAGAUCAGUCACAAAACCUAACGUGCAAUUUACUUUUGCAAAUAAAAAAGGGAUUGGCAUGUUGGGCAACGAAUAUUUGAUGGGUUGGACUGUUGUAUCUUAUAAUCAAACAGAAGAUCAUAACAAAACUGAACAACUAACCGUCACUUUUGGACUUGAACGACAAUCUGAAUUACUCGGUUCAAUAGUUGUAGUUCCAUCGGUAAUAAUAUUAUUAUUAACACUGAUUUCUUCUUUAUUAUGUGUGAAUAAUGAUGUAAGAUUAGGUCUAUUGUAUAUUAGCUUAUGGUUACACUAUAUAAUACUAAAUAAUAUCAGUUUUAAUUUGCCGAAGCAUAGUCGGAAUGUUCCUAAAAUUCUGCUAUUCACUCGAGGCUCUCUAUUGUUGGCUUGUAUAAGUGUUCUUUUGACUUUUACUCUUAAAUUUUUGAGAAAAAGGAAAGUACCACCACCUUCAUUUGUAAGUUUGUUAAAUAAUUAUGUAAAUAACAGUUUUAUAAAGCAUCUUUUAUGGCCAAAAUGGGAAGCUGAAAUCAAUUAUUUGACUUUGUCAGAAGAAAUAGAAAGGAAAGCUACGGAGGAUUGGAACGAUUUUACAAAUUUUGUUAACACAGCUUUUAUUAUUAUUUGUGUCAUUGUGUACUUGUGUUUGUUUUUGCUUUUCAUGCCUUUUUUUGUGCCAUUACCUUCAUAA
This is a messenger RNA of Hyposmocoma kahamanoa, 1227 nucleotides long. Its product is annotated as acetylcholine receptor subunit alpha-type unc-38-like. The record is from RefSeq and is a predicted model, not a curated record. NCBI's taxonomy places the organism in Eukaryota, Metazoa, Arthropoda, Insecta, Lepidoptera, Cosmopterigidae. Gene Ontology annotation, cellular component: membrane; synapse; neuron projection. Gene Ontology annotation, molecular function: neurotransmitter receptor activity; extracellular ligand-gated monoatomic ion channel activity; transmembrane signaling receptor activity. Gene Ontology annotation, biological process: monoatomic ion transmembrane transport; chemical synaptic transmission; signal transduction. The transcript has a single exon. The coding region runs from base 1 to 1227 and encodes 408 amino acids.